Molecule: messenger RNA, 1580 nt
Organism: Drosophila teissieri
Lineage: Eukaryota; Metazoa; Arthropoda; Insecta; Diptera; Drosophilidae
Product: putative serine protease 42
Exons: 4
Coding region: 8-1519 (503 amino acids)
Biological process (GO): proteolysis
Molecular function (GO): serine-type endopeptidase activity
Source: RefSeq, a predicted model, not a curated record
AGUCGCGAUGAGCCAGCUGCAGCUGCUUGGUUUUCUGAUUGCCGUACUAAAAAUCAGCCAUAUAAGUGCCCAAAACCUGCCAUAUAUCCAGUGUCCGAUGAUAUUUCGGUAUCUGGAGUACGAGAAUCAGUUCAUAGGACACUUGAAGCUAGUUCUGGAUAGUACGAUUACGGACAACGUGGUGCGUGUUGAACUCUCCCAGCCUGGCAGAGGCACACCGUCGUCUCCGGGCAGUCUUAACUUCGUGGAGGAUCAGGACUCGCUGAGGUAUCGCUUGGCUAACAAUGAGCCCAUCAACUACAGAAUUGACUUUCCCACGCCGGGCGUGGUGCCCAAACUCACAAAGGUUUCGGUGAAUGGAGAAGUUGUGUGCGAGGCCAGGCCCUUUGGAGCUCCAAGCUCAAGGCUAUCUCUGUCGCGAACUCUGGGAACUUCGGUGCCGUUGUCCGCCAUUCCGCCUUCUCAGCGGACUGAUCACCAAUGGCCCCAGGCCCCUCAGAGGAACUACACAGUAUAUGAGGAGGAGGAGGAGGCUACUCAAAGACGCCGCCCACAACCACCUAUUCCAAGGCCACGGCCACAACAGCCUCCGCCAAGUCAGCGUCCGCGUCCGCAACCCGUGCCUCAAUUGCCACAUGAACAAGAGUUCCAGACCUCAGCCAGACCUCCAGUUCGACCAUCGACGGGCUCGCAAGUAUCCAAGUCCUAUCCCCAGACAAUCGGUCAACUGAGCGGCAUCUGUGGGCGCGAGAAGGUCAUCCAGACACCCUUCAUCCACAACGGCAUUGAGGUGGAGCGUGGUCAGCUGCCCUGGAUGGCAGCUCUUUUCGAGCACGUGGGCAGGGAUUACAACUUCUUGUGCGGCGGAACGCUGAUCUCGGCCAGAACAGUGAUCUCGGCGGCCCACUGCUUCCGCUUUGGCAGCCGGAACUUGCCGGGCGAACGGACUAUUGUUUCGCUGGGGCGGAACUCCUUGGACCUCUUCUCAUCGGGAGCCACAGUAGGUGUGUCGCGACUUUUAAUCCACGAACAGUACAAUCCCAAUGUAUAUACCGACGCGGACUUGGCCCUGCUGCAGUUGUCUAAUCAUGUUGAUAUUGGAGACUACAUCAAGCCCAUCUGUUUGUGGAAUGAGAACUUUCUGCUCGAACUGCCCUCGGGUCACAAGUCCUAUGUGGCUGGUUGGGGCGAGGACGAAAAGGGCAACCGAAACACGCGACUGGCCAAGAUGACCGACACGGACAUCAUCACCCAGUGGGAAUGCCGUGGAAAUCUGUCCGAGGAGAACGCCAAGUUCAUCACCUCGCACACGAUCUGCGCCAGCAAUGCCCAGGCAUCCGGUCCCUGCAGCGGAGACUCCGGCGGAGGACUGAUGCUCCAGGAGGAGGACAUCUGGAUGCUGCGCGGCGUCGUCUCAGCCGGACAGCGAAUGACCAACAGAUGCAAUCUGACACUGCCCGUCAUCUAUACGGAUGUGGCCAAGCACAUCGAGUGGCUGGUCAGGAGCAUGUGGUUUUGAGAGAUUCUCCAAGAGAUUAGUUGAAUUGAGUGCCAAAAUAAAUUAUAAAAUAGUUUGUAAA